CGAGAGAGGUGAGGAAAACAGAAGGGAUCGCGGCGUCUCUGUCUCUAGCAAAUACUUCAAGCGUAUUGGAGAAGCAAAUGAGUUGAAAGAAAUUGCAGAGAAAGAUCGGUACUCAUCCUCUUUUCCUCUAGUUCUGGAUUCAUUUGAUUGUUGCUUCUUUACCUUUUAUGCCCCUGUAUCUCCAUAACCUGUGCAUUCGGCGGUGCUUCACUAUUCAAUGGCAAUAAUCUUUUGGGUCCUGGGCUUAGUAUUUUGAAGUAGGAGAUUUGGAGUAUUUUUGAGUCGGGCAUCGGUGAAGAUUUCAACUAACGUAAUGGCGUCUUGCAAAACCUAUGGUCAGAAGCCAUUGCUUGAUGGGCGAGGAUUAUCACUGGGCAACAUGCAUGGUGUUAUGGGUUUGAAAUUUUCUAGUCUUAUCAACCCUGAUUUGACUUGGAAGAAGGUUGCAAAAGGCAAUAGGACUUCAUCUAGGCAGGCGAGGACCUCAGUUUCUAGAAGUUGGAAUGCCAACGAGGAAAUGAUAAAAACAGAUCCUAACACUAUGGACAUGCCAUUUUCUGAAUAUGAGAAGCUUGGAAUAAGCGUUCUUGGGUGUCACUUUAGUGAAAACAUCGACAAUGUUCCUAUUAAGAAAAGGAAAUUAGUGUUUAGAUCUAUUUCUCCACUUCGCAGACCUGCUUCUCAACCUAGCGAGGAAAAAUGCCAUCCCAGAAAGAGUCAAUCUGGACCAAUAGAUUUUUCUGGUUCUAAAAAUGACUUGGGACAAACUAUUGAUACUGAAAAUGAUGUUUGUGAGAAGAAUUUGCAGAGGGUAAGAACACAACUUAAUGAAAGGGAAGAUUUCUCCGGUAUCUACAUACUUGCAUCUGCUGCCUGCUGUGAUAGUUGUGAAGAAGUUGAUGACCAUGUUGUGGAAAUUUCCGGAGUUGGUGAAUCUUAUGCAUGUGAAGGUCCUUCAAUGGAAAAUAGGUUAUCUCCUUUGUCAAAGAGAGUCGUGAAAGAUGACCUUACUUCUGCCAAAAUUUCAAUUCAAGGAACUGUUUCCUGCACUUCGGUAGUACUUGCUGAAGAUUCCUCAUCAAUAACACAUAAUUCCUUUACAGAAGGUAUGUUGCAGGGGAAUACCCAUGCUAAGUCUACGGGGGAUUGUUCUGUGACAAUGUCAAAGGAUCUGUUAAUCAAGAAGGUUAAGGAGACAGAUGGACUGCAUGGGUAUUGUUCAAAAGUUGAUAGUUCAUUUUGUGUGCCUAGUACAUAUGAAACUGGUUCCUCUGGCUUAUUGAUUGAAGAGCUGAAUCUUGCUCCUAAUGCAAUUUCCUUAGUUAACACCACUAAUGAGAUGCUAGAUAUUGUAAAUGAUAAUGCAAAGGGUGCAAAACAGUAUUCUUUUUGUCAAUAUAAUGAACUGGAAUCUCUCCAAUCUGCUAAAAGUGUGGAGAUGUUAAACUUAGCUCUGGAUUCAAAGGUAAAGUGUGACAAAGUUUUUGAGCAUGAAGAAACUGAUAAUGCGACGGACGAGGGAGGUGAGAAACCUGUGACAAAGUCUUUGGAACUUUCUACAGCAUUGCUACAUACUCGUUCUUGUACACACAAAAACAACCCAGAGGAUAGUGUAGAUGGUUUUGACAAGAUGGCUGUAGAAGAACCAUCUGAUAAUGGUAAUAAUUCUAAAUUUUCUCAUGAUAUUAGUGCUUAUGAGAAAGCUAGUAGGUUUGAGGUGGAUUAUGAUUCUCAAUAUGAAGAUGGAGAAGUGAGGGAAUCCAUAGAGUAUAACUGGCAUGGACAUGAUGGUAAGGGUAUAGAAGCUGAACAUGUAGAUUAUGGUUGUGACAUUGUUAACUUCGGUUCUGGAGCUGAAGAAAUGAUGACAAAUACACACACAAUGGGCUUCCGAACUUGUUCAAGUAGGUUGAAAGAUAAAGGUGCUAAGGAUAUAGUUAAGAUUGGUGAUAGAACUUGCAGCAAACCCAAAUUAAGGACAGACAAGGAGAUUGCAGAUGGCAAGAUUGUUAGUGGGAAGGAUGAUAGGAGGAUUGGAAAAAGAAAUGGCAAUACCCGGGAAAAUAUUUGCAGCGAUUAUCAGUCAAGGGUGACAGAGUCAAAAACAUUCAAAAGAGAGUUUUGUUCUCGUAUUUCAGUGGGAGCAUUUCGUGGUAGAAAUGAAAGGGAUAGAUCUGUGAAGCAUCCUCAUGCUACAGGUCAAGGAGGUGAUUGCUCAGUUGAUACUCAAGCCGGCAGCAAUAGGGGUUUAAAAGACCACUCAGGCAAGUACCAUGGCUCAAUGUCGUUUCAUUUUAGGCCAGCAAAAGGCUUGCAUCAUCUUACAAGAAGUAGGUCACCAACUGCUGGAGAUGAGGAUCAUGGUACACGUAUGCAUAUCGAAGCAUCUAGGAAUCUCAAUCCUGGUUGGCAUGUGACACUAGGCAGGGACAGGUCUAGGAGAUAUGAUCUGCAAGUUGAAGGGACAGUCCCCAAGAGAAGGUUCCAUGGUUUUGUAGCCGAUGAUCACAGUGGUCCUUCCUUGACUGGUUCUUUUCCAUUAUUCAGGGGAGAUGGAAGAUCUUCAACUGUUAAAAGAAGGGAUCCUUGUGUACGUCAAUCACAUACAAAAUCUUCAUCAAGACCUAGAAAUCGCUGUUCCAGCCCUGGGAAUCCAUGCUUUAGAUGUCGAAGUAAAUCUCCUGAUUUUAGAUCUUCUAGUUCUAUCAAAAUGCAGAGAUUGCAAUCGUCUAAUGAGAGGCCUGGUCAUUUGGUAGAUUGCAUUGAAGAAUUUAGACCAGCACCAAGAAUUCAUGGUUCCUCGCCUCAUAAUACGCGAUGGUUUGGUGAUAGGAAAGGUGGUGCUGUUCGUUUCAGAGAGAGAAGUUACAAUAAGCAUUCUUCAUUUCUUGGCAAGCGAUCGGUGGGGAGAUUUUUCCGACAGGAUGACAGGUUUGACUUGGUUGAUUCUAUGCAAGGCUAUAAAUCUUUGCACCCAGGAAGAUCCAUGGAGCUGGAUAGAACCAGUGGAGGGGGUUUGAGGUACAAAGAGAGUGGUGAUGAUAGCGGCAAGCAUCGGAAUAGGUAUGAGCUGGUUCAUGCGGUGAAGCAAUACGACAUGGAUGGACCUGUGAAGCGAUUUCGUUAUAGUGCUGUGGAUGGUUGUAAUUCUUGUCACACUGAAGUUUCAGAUUUACUUGGUAGAGGGAGUCUAAAUUAUCAUGGCAGGGGCACUGAUAGCCAAAUUGGUGACAUACCAAGGGGAGAUAAAAGCCCUUUUACAUAUCCAAGAGAAGGUAAAUAUAGUUUUGAUUCGAAGUCAUAUGGGGUGCAUGGAGGGGUUGAUGACCUGACUUCAAGGAGAAGAUCUUGAAUUGUGCGCCCACUCUACUUGUUUGGUUUACAUGAGGUGCUUCGGCAGGUAGAUAUAAACAGAUAGAUACAUAGGUAUACAUGCAUUUUUAGUGGGAAAAGCAUUUAUAUAGUUCACAUACCUGCGCAUAUUUCGAGUAAUAUUCUCAAUUUUUAGCCUUUUCGAAAUUUUGGUAAAGGCUGACCUUUUGAGUUUUGCCUUUUUGUUUAUUUAUUUCAUCUUUUGUGGCCAAUUUGUAGAGACGAGCCACUGAGCAUUAUCAAAUCAAUGAAAUGUCAAUAUGUUUUGCCAUGGCCUUGUGUCUUUAGGAACAAUGUCUAUUUUUAUUUUCAUCA
Messenger RNA from Jatropha curcas, 3687 nucleotides. RefSeq names its product dentin sialophosphoprotein-like protein. NCBI's taxonomy places the organism in Eukaryota, Viridiplantae, Streptophyta, Magnoliopsida, Malpighiales, Euphorbiaceae. The record is from RefSeq and is a predicted model, not a curated record.